Mytilus californianus (California mussel) is the source of this 2448-nucleotide messenger RNA. RefSeq lists its product as uncharacterized. NCBI's taxonomy places the organism in Eukaryota, Metazoa, Mollusca, Bivalvia, Mytilida, Mytilidae. The coding region runs from base 1 to 1011 and encodes 336 amino acids. The transcript is spliced from 8 exons. The record is from RefSeq and is a predicted model, not a curated record.
AUGGUAACAACUGCUGUAAACUAUAGGUUCAUGAAGCUAUCAACAGCUGUAGUCGUUUCGAACUGUUGCCAGUUAAAACAAUCAGAAAGGUGUAGCUUUUUACAAGACAUCAGCUGCAAUUUGACUUUUACAUUUUGUUCAUCACAGAUUGUUUACAACUUAAAUAUUCUAUGGUUCCAUGAAGGUGAUUUGAUUCACCCAAAUGAGGGCUUUACGACUACUCCUGCCAAUUUCGUUGUUCCGGUAACGUCAGAAUGUAUACAACAUGUUAAUACAGUAUUAGUUUUCCCGGUAUCAUUUCUGCCAAGUGAUUACGGGAACUAUACUGCAAAAGUUACGGGAAGAGCAGGAGAAGUAACCCAAUGCUCAACAACUGUGUGUGAAGGCUGCAGAAUUCGACAACAACUCUGCCAGAAAAAGAAGAAUAACGACAUAACAAUUCCCGUAAAAGAAAGAAAAGACAUCGGGAAAAACCUGUAUAUCUUUAUAACUGUUGGUGUCGCUACUUUUGUUCUUAUUAUUACAUUUACCACAGUGAUUGUACAUUGCAAGAAAAGAGAAAGAAGAAAAAGAAACAGAGCGGUGAGGCAGAAUCAGCUAGAAUCAGAAACAAAUAUAUCUACAGAUGACCUUUCAAAUCACACAUACGCCUCCGUAGAAUUAAGUGUUCCAAGGUACAUGGAAUUACAGGAAACAAAUUUAAGCAAUCAUUGUUAUAUGAACCACACAGAUCAGAACAGAACUACAUUUGAUGAUUUCUCUAUUAACAAUGGGCUAUCAACAGAAGACGUACACUAUGAAAGGCCUUUUGUACCAGCACAUGUUUCCGCAACCGCUAGACUACCGAUUAAUAACCAAGAAAACGUUACAGAAGACAAUAUUCUAGGACGCAUUGCACGUUUAGAUGGAAGUCAUUUAGUAUCUAGUCCAGAACAAACCCAACGACAACGUAUCCAGGAUGUUAAAGUGAACGACUAUCAAAAUGUAAGAAGAAUAAAGAGAUUGUCUUGACAAAAAGGUCCUUCACAAGCUGUACAUACGUUAUAACUGAUAGUGUACAUACAUUAUAAGUGAUGGUAUACAUACGUUAUAAGUGAUAGUGUACAUACAUUAUAAGUGAUGGUAUACAUACGUUAUAAGUGAUGGUGUACAUACAUUAUAAGUGAUGGUAUACAUACGUUAUAAGUGAUGGUGUACAUACGUUAUAAGUGAUGGUGUACAUACGUUAUAAGUGAUGGGGUAAAUACGUUGUAAGUGAUUGUAUACAAUCGUUAUAUGGGAUGGUAAACAUAUGUUAUAAGAAAUAGUAUACAUACGUUAUAAGUGAGGUGCACAUACAUUAUAAAGGAUGAUAAACAUACGUUAUAAGGGAUGGUAUACAUACGUUAUAAAUGAUGGUAAACAUACGUUAUAAGUGAUGGUAUACAUAUGUUUUAAAUGAUGCUGUACAUACGUUAAAAAGGAUGGUGAACAUAUGUUUUAACGGAUGGUUUAUUAACGUUAUAAGGGAUGGUGUACAUACGUUAUAAGGGAUGGUGUCAAUACGUUAAAAGAUAUGGUUUACAUACGUUAUAUUGGAUAGUGUAUAUACGUUAUAAUGAAAGGUGUAUACACGUUAUAAGGGAUGGUGAACACAUACAUUAUAAGGGGAGAUGCACAUUGUUAUUGUUAUAAGAUAUCGUUCUCUUCUUGGACCUUCUUAAAACGAGAAAUUGACUUGUCAUAAAGUAAAUAUCAGAUUUAACCCAAACUGAUCCGGUUUUUUGUAGCUUUAAAGUUUUUUCAUUCCUCAACAUUUCGAAUUUAUCAUAAAAAUAUGAAGAAUAUAAUGGACUUCAAAUUCAAUCAAUACAACAAUAUGUUCAAACAAUCAAAGAUACAAACAAUCAAACAAAGACUACAACAAUAGUUUCAAAGGUUAUACUUGUUUUUUAAUUCAAAAUGAGUUUGCAGCCUUGAUUAUGAAAUAUAAAGCAUUUAACCAAACACACACUUGAUUCACGUGAAAGUAAAAAUCAUUAGUUUUGUAUCCAUAAAGGACAGCUAUCUAUUAAGGGGUUCUCCUUGAAUGAUUUACCGCAUUAUAAAAAAUAAAUCGACAAAUUUUGUUUUGGUUUUCUUGAGCAGCAACAUACCGGCCUACAACAAGUUACAGUUAAUUACAAAAAAUGGUAAUAAAUAAUGUUUUCCAAAAGUUAAACGGAUAAAAGAAUUCAGUUAGGAAACGUCAUAUUAUGAAGAUAUAUUUCUUCCUCAUUCUUGUCAGAAUAUUAUCUGACAUGUCGACUUAAAUAUUUGACCAGUAAACACCUAACAAGAAUUUGGAAUACAGAAAAACUGAUUUUGAUCCGAAGAAGGAAUUGACAGUAUUUAGGGACGAAAAUCUAUAGAUUACAAUGGCAAUACGCAAUUCUAUAUAAAAAUAACACGUAAAAGUUGCUUUUUAAA